AUGGAACCCUCAGCGAAAACACGAACCGGUGGAUCCACAGCUGGAGCAUGUUCCUCAACCAGCGCGCCACAUUCUCAGCUGACUUCAGCGAAGUCCAGCUCAUCAUCACUCGGGGUUGGGCCAGUUCCAUCUAAGCCGAGUGAAUCUUGGGAGACUGCGUAUGUCUUCGCCUUCAUUUACAAAUUCACCUCGUUGUGUCACGAUCUUAAAACCGGGUUAAAGCUCCGUGCAGCUCCGGACCUUGAGCGUAUACUAGAAGUAGAUACCAGAACGGUCUCAUCAGAACCAAGUGAUGAACCAGACGCUACUUCGUCGGAUGCCCGCGAAAUUCUCACAGCGAUUUUGACUACGUUUCACGACAACUUAAAAACAGCGAACGCUAGCUCGUGGGCGAGAUGGCUGAAGACUUUUAUUGAAGACCUUGUAAAGCAUGAGCGCCAACAGCCGGUGUUCUCGAUACUCAAGUGGAAGGAAAACUAUUUAAAGACCAGAGAGAAUGGAUUUUGGGACCUAGAUUGGCAUGAGAAAGUCCACUUGCUUCGAAUACUUGUCGAUCAUCAACUUACGUAUUCCGCGAAGAUCAAGUCAAUUAUCGAUGAAAAUCAUGACAAAUCUUCAGCCAAGCCGACCAAACAAGCUGCCGAUACGAAACCCUUCCAAAAUCCAUUGUCGAUUAAGCCACUAGGCACAGAUCGCCACUCACGUUAUUGGUGGCAGAUUGAUGAUUCUCCCAGGAUUUACGGUUCUGGGAACCCGCAUAAGCCUGAUAACUACUGGAUUGUCUUGUCAACCACUAAACCCGAAUACGCCGAAUUAACGAGCAAGCUAGAUGCCAACCCUGCACUCCCACCACCACUCCAAUCCUCUGAUAUCUCUCAUGGUGCAGCUGCUACAUCUACAACCAAAGAAUCUUCCACCCAAAAGGUUAAGAUACCUUCGAUGUUUACAAACACUCGUAAAAGGACUGCUUUGCAAGAUCAACACUUACAGGCUGAAUGGCAGUUGAGACAGACGCUGGCCGAAGUUGCACAGGCCAACAUUGAAGCAGGAGAGCAGAGAGUUCAGCAGCUGAUGAGAGAAGCAGAACGGUUGGAAGAACUCGAGGCGAGGAAACAGCGCAGGAUAGCCUUGGCAAAUGCUCCAAAGCGAGAUCCGGAUCUCACUCGGUCGACGCCUGGAUUUGGAGUUCGUUCACGACUCAGAUCACAACGUACCAAGCCAGAUUACGUCGUUGACUCAGACGCAUUAGAUCGACAACUCGAACGCGCGAUUCAACAGUAUGAGAAUCCAAGUGCAGGUGGAUCCGACUCUGGUAGCAAAACUAAACUCUCUAAGCGCAAACGCAAAGGAAAAGCCGCCGGUGGUCGAGAUAGCGAUUCUGAAGACUCCGAGUAUACUGGCCAAGAUGCCAGCGCGGCUGGAACAAACGAAGUCGACGAGGAAUUUGAUGGAACUACCGAGACCGGUCGCCCAUCGCGUAAACGCCUGUGUGCUUCCAAGAAAGUACCUGCUCCAGGGGAGAGGCGCAGUCUAAGGGUACGCACGAAAGUAGAGGUUGAACCGGAAGAAGAACCUAAGCCAGUGGUCAUCGAGGAAGAAUCACAACCUUCAGCCUCCACCUGGUCCCGUUCUAGAGCCCCAGCUUCGCCGUCGAAUAGUGAAAAUGUGGAAGGAGCGAGUGCGGACCCAGUCGAGUUGAAUGGCAACGUCAGUGUCUGGAGUCGCGGGAAGCUGAUAUACGUGGCUGGAAAGAAUAAAUAUGCCUGCCAACCCAUGGUAUCAUCAGAGAUGAACAGCGCAGCCGAUUCAACGACGCAUUCACUUUCAGUGCUGCAGGCCCGACUAGAAGCCAUGGCAGGAAAUGAUGACGAUGAUGAUGAGAAGAUCACUAAUCUCCCGGAAAACUGCAUGCAGGAGGAUACAAUAUCAACCAAUCGCAAAGCCGGGAAAGAAAUUGAGCAAGGACCAACGCAUGAUCCAUCUUUAUCGAAUCUAUUUGAAGCAGACUCGCAAAACAACUCAAUGCAAGUGGAUGAUGAAAAAAGCAAACCUGCUCCUGAAGAUCAUCCUUGUGGAAAGGCUCCGGCUCCAUCACCCAUCGCCGAAUUAUUGAAUGAAAAGCAUACUCGGAUUCAGUCGGAUCAAGACCAAGCGGCAAACCAUCAAAUCAACAACGCCAGUCCCACUGGGCCUAUCCAGCACAUCAAUACUCCAGUUCUAUCCAGCGUUGUUUAA
Molecule: messenger RNA, 2235 nt
Organism: Puccinia triticina
Lineage: Eukaryota; Fungi; Basidiomycota; Pucciniomycetes; Pucciniales; Pucciniaceae
Exons: 7
Coding region: 1-2235 (744 amino acids)
Source: RefSeq, a predicted model, not a curated record